GGUACACACAGUUUUGGUCGGAUGAUAGCCCGUAAGUGCUUGGGGUUGUGCCGUCACUCUGCGCCAUCGGGGCGGGGGAAGCUCUGCGCCAGGACCUAUUCUACCUCAGCUAAACGCCAUCCCGUGCACCCUGAACACCUUUGCGAGAGCGUCUGGUCUCGAGUCCCAAAAGGCCCCAUGGACCCCAUUCUGGGCGUAACCGUUAAGUUUCUUGCAGAUUCCGCGCCAAAUAAGCUAAAUCUUGGGGUCGGCACUUACAGGGAUGAGAACGGCCAUUCUUACGUCUUGCCGUGCGUUCGAGAGGCCGAGGCAAGACUUCACCAACAAGACAUAGACCAUGAGUACACCUGCAUUGGCGGCGCCGAACGUUUUAACAAUUUGGCCGCAAGCCUGGCCUUCGGCGAAACAUCACCUCUUAUUUUAAACCGGCAGAUUGCCACGGUACAAACCCUGUCUGGAACAGGUGCUCUACACAUAGGCGCCGAUUUCUUAAAAUCUUGGCUACCCAAUCUGAGAUACAUACAUUAUUCAACUCCGACGUGGGGAAAUCAUAUUCCCAUCUGCCUCGGCUCUCAACUCGAACCCAAAAGAUACAGGUAUUACGACAGCGUCAAUAUCGCGAUAGAGGAAGAUAACAUGCUGGAGGAUCUGAAUGACGCACCCAGUUCCUCAGUUAUUAUGCUACAAGUUAGUGCGCAUAACCCAACUGGAAUUGAUCCCUCUCGCGAAUUGUGGAAGAAAAUUUCCGAAGUCUGCAAAACGAAAAAACAUUUGGUCUUCUUUGACCUGGCCUAUCAAGGAUUCGCGACGGGCAACACCGACAACGAUGCCUGGCCAAUCCGCUACUUCGUUGAACAAGGGCAUUUGCCUCUGGUUUCUCAGAGCUUCGCAAAGAACUUUGGUUUGUACGGACAACGCGUCGGUGCUCUCCACGUCGCCACUGCGAAUCCAACCGAAGCUGAGAGCGUGAAAUCACAACUCGAACUCAUCAUUCGACCUCAGUACUCUAGCCCGCCAAUUCAUGGUGCGAGAAUCGUUUCGACAAUUCUAGGAGACCCAGUAUUAAAAAACAUGUGGAAAAAAGACGUUCGACAUAUGGCUGACCAAAUCAAAAACAUAAGACAACUAUUCGUCUCUCAGUUGAAACAGGCUGGUUCAACUCGCGACUGGUCGCACAUCACAAAACAAAUUGGUAUGUUCUGCUACACCGGCCUAAAAGAAGAGGAGUGCAGGGAUUUGGCAGAGCUAUAUCAUAUCUAUAUGACCCUUGAUGGACGUGCGUCAAUACCGGGAAUCAGCAAGAAUACGGUGGGCUAUCUCGCCGAUUCUAUUGCAAAGGUGACACACUAUCAAUAAAGCUUGGCUUUUUUUUUCAAGAAACUAGUAUUUCUUGACGGUUAACCCAAAAUUUCCGUACAUAUUUUAUUUUUACUCUCUAAA
This is a messenger RNA of Schistocerca gregaria, 1440 nucleotides long. Its product is annotated as aspartate aminotransferase, mitochondrial-like. Gene Ontology annotation, cellular component: mitochondrion. Lineage: Eukaryota; Metazoa; Arthropoda; Insecta; Orthoptera; Acrididae. Gene Ontology annotation, molecular function: pyridoxal phosphate binding; L-aspartate:2-oxoglutarate transaminase activity. Gene Ontology annotation, biological process: biosynthetic process; amino acid metabolic process. The transcript is spliced from 3 exons. Bases 22 to 1356 code for a protein of 444 amino acids. The record is from RefSeq and is a predicted model, not a curated record.